AUGUAUCUCAAAGCUUUAUCUUACUCCAGUUACAUUGGUAGUUUUCAAUUCUAUUUUAUUCAAAGAACAAUUCUCAGAUUCCAUGCUUUUUCCUCUCAUUGUUUCCAUUUCAUUGAAUUCUUGUAUUUCUCUGGUUUCAGAUGGCAAUAUUUUGGAUCAGUCCAUGGGCCAAUCAGAAUUUUUCCUGGUCGAGAGUGGGGCAUCAAUUUUGCAGGUUUUUAUAAUGACUAUGAUCCCAGAACACGACCGUGGUAUAUUGCUGCCACAAGUGGCCCGAAAGAUGUUGUUAUUGUCAUUGAUUGCAGUUUAUCAAUGAAGGGCCAGAAAUUUGAAAUAGCUAAAGCUGUGGCAAAAGUCGUAAUUAGUACUCUAACCAAACAGGAUUAUGUAAACGUAAUAUGUGCUCGUGCCAGUCACUGGGAUGAAGUUGGCAAAUGGCAUCAUUUCACAACGGAAGUCCUCAGCUGUCAGCAAAACAGAAUGGUUCCAGCCACCAUUGCACAUCGAAAAGAUUUAAUUGAAAAAAUUUAUAGUUUAAAAGCUGGCGGGACCAGCGAAUUAGAGAAAAGUUUCCAGAUGAGUUUUGAUUUAUUAAAUAGUUAUCCUCGGACUGGUUGUCAAUCUAUAAUAGUAUUUGCUACGGAUGGUGUAGACACCGAUGGGGAACAAAUUCGAUGUGGUCCAGGAUAUUAUACUCGCAGUGGUUAUGUACCAGGUCCAAUCUGUAGAUACAACUGGACUAAAGUUUGGCAUGUCUCAAAUGAAAAAAAUUUGAAUCUAGCACCUCAGGCACGGAUCUUUAGCUAUCUUAUAAAGGAAGAUGCCGAAAUUUUCCCAGGGAAGCUUGCCUGCGCCCAUCAUGGAAGCUUGAAAAAACUAGAAACUGGAGAAAAUCUGAUCUCACAAAUGUCAAAUUACUUUGAAUUCCUCUCAUCAAACGCAAAAAACAAUUUGGCACUUUGGACAUCGCCAUAUCUUGAUGCCCUUGGAUUGGGUCUCAUGGUGACGCAUGCAAUACCCGUGAUAAGCAAUAUCACUGGCAAGACAAUUGGUGUAAUUGGUGUUGAUGCUACUUUAGAUGAAAUUGAAAACUUCCUUACGAAAAACCAAUGGGGUACGGUUCAGUCAUUCCUCAUCAAUAAACAAGGAGAAACUAUUUUCCAUCCAAAAUUAAAACCAAGCACAAAUUUGGUAGACGAUCCUAUUUUCAUCCCUAUCUCGCAACUUGAAAGAGACAAAGAUGGAAACCCGCCAGAAUUUGGAAUCAUUGAACAAGAAAUGAAAGCUGGAUUAACAGGACAGAUCAGGAUUAAUGAAUCCAAACAUGGUGAUGCAAGAACGUACUACUAUGGAGCUUUGAAUGAAUCAGAAUACUCCUUUGCAUAUAUAUUAGCAGAUACAGACAUGAUUUUUAGAAGAUCGCAGGAACCAAGUGACCGCUCGAAAUACGGUAAAAGCUAUUACAAUUUACUCAUCGAAUAUCGUAGUGACCUAUCUCGCAAACAACUGCCUGGGGUGUGGGAACACUUAAACGUCACCGAAAAUGCUCCGAGAUAUCCUGGACUUCGAAUCUCAUACAAGUUUUCCACUAUUUUCCUACCUCCCAUGGCACAUUGUGAUCCAACGCAGUAUAUCUAUGAUGACAAUUUGACUCAGAAAACAAUUGAUGCGCAUAAAUGGAUAAACAGCUAUGAUGCUGACCUCGGCUGUGAAUCUUUGAAACAGAAAUUCGAAAAAGGUGUACGAGCUGAUGUACUGAUUACAGAACCAAUUGAAGAAAUUUGGAAGACCCGUGCAUUUGAAUCUUUAAGUCAAGUAAAAUGGACGAAUAUUGGUCUACGGAGUGGGGUUUUCCGUACUUACCCAGGCCAUCGUUCAACCAGGAUGUAUAACCCUGUCAAACGUCCAUGGUACAAACGUACCAGUUCCGCACCUCACAAGACAUCAAUUUCCACGCCAUAUAUGGACGCUGCAGGAGUCGGUAAAAUUGUCACAAUUUCCCAAGCUGUGUUUGAAGGUAUGACGCCAAGAACAACAGAAGAAUGCGUCAAAAUGAAGGGUCCCAAACCUGGAGGUUGCACAUGUAAUUUUGAUGAAGACUGUCUUAGUAGAGUCUGCUACGUGAGUAUGGCUCCAGGACCAAAUUCUCAGUAUCGGCGCUGUGCAACGGAACGUGUUGAAGCAGUAACAGGUUUGGACAUUCUCUACGAUGAUUUCCAGAAUAAAAGUAUGGAAACGAUGGAAGCAAGUGACCGAAGAAAAUCUUGUGGUCAGAAAUAUCUUUGUCCGGAUGGUGAACCUGGAUGUCAAACGAGGUGUUACCUCUUUGAUUCCAAUGCAUAUCUAGUAAUGGACCCAGAUUUCAUUUUGGCUAGUAACCUGGAUGAAAGUGAAUAUGAACGUGUCACCCUUGGUAAAAAAGAAGGAGAGGUAAUGAAGGACCUCAUCUAUAAACACAGUUUCUUUAAAAGAAAAGAAUACAUUGAUUUCCAAGGGUCGUGUCGAAUUUCUCCAGAAGCGCCAAAGGUCACUCUUGAAGGAAUCCCCAAAAAGCCAGAAGAAUUAGAUGAUUACUAUAAAACUCGUGGCCCUAUUCCACAGUUCCACAGUGAAUUUGGCUGUAUUCAAGAUGUCGUAGGUUUUAAAGCUAUCGACGAUGCACUUGGUUCCAGUGGUAUGAUAACAGGUAAUGUAUCUGGGCCGUGUAUGUCUGGAUUUUAUUAUGUCAAAGCCUUACCAAAAACAAACCUUUAUUUACUGGUAAUUGAAAACUGGAAACAUUACCGAGAAACACUUUUCUACAAUUUUAAUUGCCGAAUUGCACAGAGCAUUGUCAACUCUGGUGCUUACCGAAUUAUUAAUGGAACUUGUGCACAUGAAGACACAUCUAGCAGCACAUUAGCAGAGGAUGGCAAGUGCCCACCUCUAAAGAAUAUAAAAAUGCCAUGUGCGUAUAUAGCAGGCAUGAGCUUCAAGCCUAGUUGGUGGACAAUUAUAACAGGUCUUGCCAUGGCGAUGUGCCUUUUUCUACACUGAUUGUUAACUGGGGUUGUGUAAGUUUGCCAGUAAAAAAUAGUGAAUUUAUGCACAGUUUUGUUCACGAGGAAGAAAACCAUUAGGAAAAAAAAAAAUUUAAAAGAACUGACAGGAAGUUACGGAAUGAUCCAAAGAGCCAAAUAAAGAAAUCAACUGAGAACCUUUUUUUUUUUUCUUCUUCUUUAAGACACUCUCACAAAUUAAUUUCUACACUCUGAACAAAAAGAAAACAAAAGAAAAUGUACAGAAAAUUUUAAAAAAUAAUAAACUAAAAAGCUGGAAGUAUCAUCAGAAUUUUUAAAAAAAUAAGGUCUUUACAUGAAAAGACAACUCAGAAAAAAAAAAAACAAGUUAUUUUUGUCAUUACGAAAAAUAAAAUUACAUUUUCUCUUAUUGUGGUUGUUUUCCACUAAAACUAAUUUCCACCUAUGGAAAUCAAAAUAUCUUGGUCUCCUUUCCUUCCCUAAAAUAUCUUCACAAAAAUUUCAUCUCCUUUUUUUUUCGCUGAUCAAUUCUUUAUCUCUUGUGUAUAUGUGUGUGUAUAUGUGUGUUGUUUUGAUUUCUUCCGUUACAUCACGUAAAUGUGUGUGUGUGUGUGUGUAUGAUGAAGAUUAUGGCUGAGAGCAACCUGCUAAAGAAUAUGGAAAAAUAAUUGAAGAAAACGAAGCAAAGAUGUGAAUAAAUGAGAAUGAACUAAAAUAGAAAGAGUGAAGAAAGUAAAGACAAAAGUGGGAGUGAAAAAUGUUAUAAAUGAUUUUAAGAAACAAUGAAAAAAAAAACAAUUUUUUUUUUAAAUUUGGAAUUUAAGAAAAAGAUUUAUUGAAAGUUCAAAAAAAUUAUAAAUACAAAAAAAACCAAUCUUUUACAAGCACAAUGUUUUUUUGUUUUUUUUUUCAAAAUUUUAUUGAAAAUAUUUUUUCCUUUCCCAUACCAUUUAUUGUUAUUGGACAACAACAACUGUUGUCCUUUCAAAAAUGAAUUAAAAAACAUAGUUCCAGAAAAACUGGGAAAUUUUUUGUGUAAAGACAGUUAAUAUUUCACAAAUCUUUCAAAUAAUGGGCAACAAUAUUUUACAAUACAGAACAAAGUUUGUUGGAUUGUUUUAAUAUAUUUAAUAAUGGCUAAAAAUCCUUUGAAAAAUAUAUACCGUACCGCAAUGCCUGACCAACCAACCAACUCACCGACUCAUCAAACUAAUUUAAUUUAUCAAUAGACAUCUUUUUUUUUUUUUAAAACAAUUGAUAUUUUAUUGUCUUUUUUUUUUUUGUCAAAAUCUCAACUAAUUUGAAAUCUUGAAACGGUGUUAUAAAAAAAAAAGGGGGUAAAAAAACAAAAACGAAAAAGAAAAAAAAAGCUGUUUAUUGUUAAUAAUUCAAACUUGCUAGCUGGCUGGCAUUUGAGAAAUAGUUAUGUUGAGGUUAAGAACCUUUAAGUUAUGAAGCACAGAUUACAAAAAAGAAAAAAAAAACAA
Octopus sinensis (East Asian common octopus) is the source of this 4507-nucleotide messenger RNA. RefSeq names its product VWFA and cache domain-containing protein 1. Gene Ontology annotation, molecular function: voltage-gated calcium channel activity. Bases 1 to 3036 code for a protein of 1011 amino acids. The record is from RefSeq and is a predicted model, not a curated record. The transcript has 18 exons. Gene Ontology annotation, cellular component: voltage-gated calcium channel complex. Lineage: Eukaryota; Metazoa; Mollusca; Cephalopoda; Octopoda; Octopodidae.